This is a messenger RNA of Corticium candelabrum, 1603 nucleotides long. RefSeq lists its product as uncharacterized. The coding region runs from base 254 to 1426 and encodes 390 amino acids. The record is from RefSeq and is a predicted model, not a curated record. The transcript has 3 exons. Lineage: Eukaryota; Metazoa; Porifera; Homoscleromorpha; Homosclerophorida; Plakinidae.
UAUGUAAGAUAUUUCACACCCGCUAAUCCAGCUGUCUAGUGUAGAGCCGUCUUCGCUGCUGUUCCACCCUCUCUCGUCGUCUUCACCGAUUUCAUCGUCUCUCCAACCCAUCGCAACACAUCUAAACGUCGCAGCGAAAUUUUCACAACGUCCGCCACCGCAACACAAACGAGAGCAACGAAUCACGUCGAUUGGAAUGCCCGUUCGGUGACACCGGCGUGUCACAAACAUCCGUAGAGACAGCGAAACGAGAAUGCGGGCAGAUAGAGAGCGAAGAGAGCGACAGGGCUUUGCUGUUCUUACUUUCGUCGUUGUAUUCGGCACGUUCAUUGUGCAAACUAACGGAGAUGACACGUGCACCUGCGUCAUGGACGACUGCUUCGAGUGUCCAUGCAAUAACACGAAGAGUAGUGUCCACUGUAAUAUCAACUUUGGGUGUAUUACAUGCCAACAGGACAACAAUAUCUCAACUUGUGCUACCAUGAAUGCCUUUCAACUGUGCUCAUCUCUGACUGUUACUGCGUCAUCGAUUGAACAACUGAAUACGCCAGCGACGACUUCUCUAUACCCGACGUCACAUCUCGUUCUCUCUUCGACGCACACGUCAACUAAAGCCACGAGCAUGUCGACUGUGGCCGACAUGUCAAGCUCCAGUUCACACAGGACGUCAACAGUAGUACCGACGUCUCUCACGUUUAAGACUUCUAUGCCAACGGUGAACACAUUGGCGACCGUCAGUUUGUCUGCGAGUUUGUCUGUGUUGUUUACGGCGACGAGUACAGCAACUAUGUCAUCAACCGUGCAGAUGCAGGCGUCACCUUCUAGUUCGUCGGUAUUGUCGUCGACUGUUGCAUUUACCUCGUCAUCGGUGUUUGUGUUGACGCCGAGUAGAGUGACCAUGCAGUUGUUGAGUCCUACGCCUGUAUUGACGGAAGUUGUGAGACCUCCUGCUGUGACAUCAUCAACAGCUGUGACAUCAUCAACAGCUGUGACAUCAUCAAGAGCUCUACCCACAUUGUUGACUCCGAAAGAUUCGAGCAGCAGUGGCAGUGGCGUAAACAUCAUCGUCAUCAUAGCCCCCAUUGCGAUUAUCAUCAUCGUCAUCGUCAUCGCCAUGUCUAUCUACUACUGGUGCCACAGACGGCAGCGUCUCAAAGCAGCCAUGUAUGAGGUGACGGCCGUUUACUACAAUACAGACUCCCCCCGCAACACGGGUGCUCACUUCGUGAACGACCGAGUUUUCCUCGAUCGAGAAGAGAGCAGACGCGGAGGCUCACUGGGUAAACACUCACGAAGAGGAGACGAACGAGCGAAUGGAAGACAAGUUGUUGAGAAGAAAAACAGUAUGCAAAACAACAGUAGCAAUCAUUAUGCCAAGGAAGUAGUAGACCCAGACUUAUCGUCGAUGGAGUCAACUCACAUAUAGUUACAGGUAGUUGGUAUAUGCAAGUAUGAGUCGUGAUUUUUAGCUGUAGUUUUUAUUGUGGUGGGGCUGUGGCUUGGUAUGUGUGGAUGGUUGGUUAUUACUCUAAAUUUGGUAAGAGACAAAGUGACGUGAUGCAUGGCUUUAGGAAUUAGGUGAUUAUAUUAGAUUGGAUGGAUG